Aphanomyces astaci is the source of this 2216-nucleotide messenger RNA. RefSeq lists its product as hypothetical. Gene Ontology annotation, biological process: proteolysis. Lineage: Eukaryota; Oomycota; Saprolegniomycetes; Saprolegniales; Verrucalvaceae. The record is from RefSeq and is a predicted model, not a curated record. The transcript has 6 exons. Gene Ontology annotation, molecular function: cysteine-type peptidase activity. The coding region runs from base 50 to 2161 and encodes 703 amino acids.
AAACAAAUUCCACUUAAAGCGGCGGCGGCGACGGCGGCGACGAUAGACGAUGACCGAGCAGCCCAAUUUCGCCGCGCUGGACGACGAAAUAGACUCCAUCAUGAACGUGCCGAGCCCUGACACGGCCAAGAAGAAGCGACAGUUUGGCAUUCGCAGGGGACUUGCCGAGCACACCGAGCACAAGCCGACCAACGUGAAUCGACGGGACACCGGGUUUGGGCGGCCGUCCAAGGCAUCAUCAGCAGCAGCAUCUGCACCCAUCCGAAAGAAACCCCGGAGCAUGGGCAACCAUUCGUGGGCGCACAACGACCCGGUGCCCAGCUUUGCCGUGUCGGCGAUCUCGACUUCGUCCACACGUUACUCGACGUCGAACCAGUUUAUCAAGCAGCCGCCGUCGCAUCAUCGUCAGAACAUCCCGUCCUCCAAGAUCAUUCCAGGACACGCUCUCAUGCGAACCGAAGCCACGAGACAGACGACGGCGGCGCUUCCACCCGCCACAACCACACGUGCUGCUACUGGAGCUUCGUACAGCAAACCGCACAAGAACCUCAUGACCGUGAGUCGCCCUGUCCAGCCCGGGAUCUUGGAAGCAUACAGCGGCGGCAAGUCCUGGACUCCCCAUCACGCCAUGUCCCUCACGCCCCCCGGGAAGAAACCACCCGCCAAAUCCAUCCCGUCCACAAGCCGGCGCCGCAGCUUGACCCCAGCCGCCGCAUCCACCCCCGAUAAUGACAUGUGCGACACGAGGCAUCCUCUGCGACAGAAACGGGUACCCUCUGGACCACCCCGUGUCACAGACGAUAUGUUUUACCACGACGCGCCGACGGUUUCCCGCCGCAUCAUCCCAGCGUCCGCAUAUGGCGCCACCAGCUCCAACCGUGUCGCAGAUUCUAAACAGAAUUCGACGACGCAGCCCAACCGUGUCGCAGAUUUCGAACAACAAACCAAGCGAAACUCUGGCGGAACCGCCGAGAAACCCAUCCACUUGUCGGAUUCAGAAAACGAAGACGACAAUACGCCCAUUCACGAGGUUACUACUAGUACUACUAGUACUAGUAGUACUAGUGCGCCAGACAAUUGGGUGGAGUUGCCGUGCCAGUGGAUUUGCUACCAAAACGACCGCUUGCGCCAUGAAACGCUGCAUUUUACACACCACGACAUGCGCUGGGGCCGCCGCCACGUCGUGCUCUAUACGUCCAUCGCCGAGCUCUUACGCGCGCCAUCGUUCUUUGUGGUGGUGCUCAAGUCGGAUCAGUUUGUGGUCGUCCAGCCAGUUGGUUCCGAUACGUCGGCGGCGGCCAUGGAGCGCCUCCGUGAAACCCUCCAGUGGUCAUGGCGAGACUUACGUGACACGGAGUAUGCCAAGUACAAUAAUAUGCUGCUUGAAACCACCAAUACCAAAAAGGCGCGGCCGUCGCACCGUGUCGCAGAGCCAUCUCCGAUUGUGCUCGUAUAUCCGCUGCCUCCCCAUGUCACAGAUGUGAUUUCCAUCACUCAAAACGACUUGGAUCGACUCCAACCAGCCGAGUACUUGAACGACAACCUCGUGGAUUAUUACUUCAAGUGGCUCGUGGCGGUGGAUUUGCCAGCCAGUGCGGCGUAUUGUACGAUUUUGAGCUCGCACUUUUACAGUCAGCUGCGCGACGACUACAACAACGUCGCGACGUGGUUUUCCAAGGAUUUAUUGGACAACCAGCUCAUUUUCGUGCCAAUUAACCUGCAGAUGCACUGGAGUUUGGCUGUCGUGUUGUACCCCAAGCACUUCACCUCGUCCACAAGAUCAUCCGACAAGCCACCGACAUGCAUUGCCACGAUCGAUUCCAUGGGCAACUACCACCGCAAACCCAAGAUCACGAGUCAUUUGAAGACAUUUCUCAGCUUGCAUAGCGGUAUACAAGACGCAGCUAUUCUAACGGAAAAACUCCGCGGACCCCAGCAAAACAACGGGUUCGACUGCGGAGUGUACAUGCUGCUGGCAGCCCAGCACAUGCUGCGAACAUUUUUAGCUCUGAAGGAGGCCGGCGUCGAGUUUCCCGAUCUCCAGGACCUCUUGAAUGUGGAUGCAUUCAACCAAGUAGAUGCCGACAAGGCCCGGCGAAGUAUGCUGCGCCAUUUGGAGCAACAUGCUGCCGAAUAUGCAAGGCUUAUGGACGCAGAGUAAUUUAUAAAGAUAUGAAUACUAGGGGUAUUUGGGGGGGGAAAUUGGUUAAUUGGAC